This is a messenger RNA of Monopterus albus (swamp eel), 4455 nucleotides long. Its product is annotated as DNA excision repair protein ERCC-6-like. The record is from RefSeq and is a predicted model, not a curated record. The transcript has 4 exons. Gene Ontology annotation, molecular function: ATP binding; DNA translocase activity. Bases 82 to 4455 code for a protein of 1457 amino acids. Lineage: Eukaryota; Metazoa; Chordata; Actinopteri; Synbranchiformes; Synbranchidae.
CAGUUAGAAAUUUAACGUCGGUGCAUCAGUCCGCUCGUCGAUUUCUUUACCGGGAUCUUUUUGUGCUAUGACCUCUUCAGGAUGUCUAACAGCGGAGCUGUGGAGAUUUCCAAUAAACUGGAGAAGUCUUUGUCCAUAGACACUGAUGCCAUCCAUGAUGACCAAAUGGAAACCUACCACAGACUGGUUCAGGAUGGUAAAGACGCUGUGAGAGAAGGCGAUUUGCACAAAGCGCUUCAGUUCUUCAAGUCAGCUCACAACAUUCAGCAGAGUCAAAAACUUGAGAGCAGGAUAAAGAAAAUUGAAGACUUUAUUGCUCAGGAUGACUUGAAGGAUGAAGAUGAAGAGUAUGUCAAUGUGAAAAACUGUGGGCUUAUGCUUUUUAAGGACUUGCAUGACAAACUUUAUGACUACCAAAGACAUGGAGUGGCCUUCUUAUACAGUCUCUACAGAGAUGGUCGUAAGGGGGGGAUUCUGGCUGACGACAUGGGCCUCGGUAAAACCAUACAGGUCAUAUCUUUCCUCUCCGGUAUGUACGAUAAUGAACUGGUUAAGCACAUUCUGCUCAUCAUGCCAACUUCUCUCCUAACAAACUGGACCAAGGAAUUUGCCAAAUGGACUCCUGGCAUUAGAGUCAAAGGGUUUCAUGGUGCUAGCAAAGCAGAGAGGACCAGAAAUUUGGAGAAAGUUCAGAGGAGAGGUGGGGUUAUCAUCACCACCUACAAUAUGCUUCUAAACAACUGGCAACAGCUCUCGUCAUACCACAACAGAGAGUUUGUAUGGGAUUAUAUGGUCCUGGAUGAGGCACACAAGAUCAAAUCUUCAGCCACCAAAACGGCAAAGAGUGCCUAUGCCAUACCAUCAAAAAACAGAGUUCUUCUCACAGGAACUCCAGUGCAGAACAACCUGAGAGAAAUGUGGGCUCUCUUCGACUUCGCUUGUCAGGGCACUCUCCUCGGGACUGCUAAAACAUUCAAAGCAGAGUAUGAGAACCCCAUCACCCGUGCCAGGGAGAAGGACGCCACUCCAGGGGAAAAGGCUCUGGGCUCACGCAUGUCUGAAACCCUGAUGGCCAUAAUAAAACCAUACUUCCUCCGCAGGACAAAGACUGAAAUCCAGAAAGAGAAAACGAAUGGUGCACAUCCAACCAAGGAGGAAAAUUCUGACAACAAGGAGAACCAAGUCCCACACCAUCAGAAAGACUCUGGAGCAGUCACGCCAAAACUGACAAGAAAGAACGACCUGAUUGUCUGGACUUAUCUGAGCUCAGUUCAGGAGGAAAUAUACAGGCAGUUCAUUUCACUGGACCACAUCAAGGAGCUGCUCAUGACCAGCAGAUCCCCCUUAGCUGAGCUAAACAUACUGAAAAAGGUGUGCGACCAUCCCAGACUGCUCUCUGCUGGAGCCAUAGCUAAGUUGGGAUUGGAGGAAAGUGCAGCUAAACGGCAACAGAAUGAAGACAUGGAAACUGAUACUCACAGCAUCGCUAACGUUCCCGAUAACAUCUUAAUAUCUGAGUCUGGGAAACUUGUUUUCCUGUUUGCACUUCUUGAAAGGCUCAGACUAGAAGGCCACCGCACACUCGUCUUUGCUCAUUACAGGAAGAUGCUUGACAUCAUUGAACGCAUCCUGGGCAACAGGGGUUUCAAAGUGCUGAGGCUGGACGGCACAGUAACACAGAUUGCGGAGAGAGAGAGGCGCAUCUCUUUAUUCCAGAAUGAUAAGCGUUACUCCGUCUUCCUCCUGACCACCCAGGUUGGCGGAGUUGGCAUUACCCUGACGGCAGCAAACCGAGUAGUUAUCUACGAUCCCAGCUGGAGUCCCGCAACAGACGCUCAGGCUGUUGACAGGGCGUACCGCAUUGGCCAGACUGACAAUGUCAUCAUCUACAGACUGAUUACCUGUGGCACGGUAGAGGAGAAGAUCUACAGGCGGCAGGUUUUCAAAGACUCCCUUAUCAGACAGAAUACUGGGGACAAGAAGAACCCAUUUCGGUACUUCAGCAAGCAGGAGCUGAAAGAGCUGUUCACCCUGGAGGACAGCCGGUCCUCGUCCACACAGCUGCAGCUCCAGGCCCUACACUCCAGGCACCGACGGACAGACCGCCAGCUGGACGAGCACAUUGCCCACCUGCACGCUAUGGAGAUGUUUGGGAUCUCUGACCAUGACCUCAUGUUUUCACUUGACAUCAAUCACGAUGAGACUGUGGAAGACCAGGAGGAGCACCGUUACAUCGAAGGGCGGGUCCAGAAGGCUCAGGAGUUGAUGAAGGCAGAGUCAGAUCUGCAGAUGCAGCUGGCAGCGAGCAUGGCUUCCAGCACAGAACCAGCCUGGCUCAGACCACCAGGGGACAACAGCAACAGAGAGGGGUCUGAAGAGAAAAAGCCAAGAAACCCAAGACAAAGUCCUUCACAUCCACAACUUGACAGCAACUUCAGCACCUCAGCGGUUGCAGUGGAAAUGGGCCACUCGGAUUCUGGCAAGGAGGACGGCCAGCAGAAUCUGAGAAAUGAAGUCACUGAUCUAACUGAAGAUGAGAGCAUGACAGAGGAACAGCCUGUUGUAGAAGUAGGCCAAGACAAGCUUGAACACCAGGACCUGGAUUCUCCAAAACACCAAUCUGCCAAGCAGGAGAAGAGCUACUUGGAUACAGCAGAUAACUCUCCUCAGGAAGUGAUUGAGGAGUCCUUGAAGUUGGAGGCCACUGAUGCUGCAGCAGGUGAUAUGGCAGACCAAUCAAUGUACCAAUCAACAAUGUCUGAGGUUGCAGUUGCAUCAGCAGGUGAGGGCAGCCCGGCGAACAUUACAGCACCUGAUGAACAUGAACAACAGAUAAGUGGAAAUUCACACUCUAAAUGCUAUGACUCUAAGAUGGACUUGACUCAGUCUCGUAUCACCCCCCUGCAGAACAAAAGACUGUCUGUCUUGCGAGCAUCCAAUUCAAGCUUCAAAUCAGACACAUCAUCCAGAGUCAGCGCUGGGGUUGAAUCAUUUGAGGGCAACUUCAAUUUACAACUGGAGGACAGCGACAUAUUCCCAGACCACGAUAUUCAAGAUCAUCAGGAGACUGAAGCCGAGGAGAGGAAGCUGCUGUCACAGCUGCGGAUGGAGGGGAGUUUUGACAUAAAUAAAUCCCUUUCUGAGAGGCAGCAUGAAGAAGCACUCAGACAAAGUCUCACCAAUGGCCAGGCUUCUGAAAUUGCUGAGUCAAUGAAUGAUUCCAUUGUAGUUGUCAAGAAGAAGCGAGCUUCAGUGAUUUAUGACAGUGAAGAUGAUGAUGUUGGCGGCAAGCAGCAACUUGACACCUCUUCCCACAUGCUUGGGACCUCCACACCUAAAUCAGUGCCGUCAACCCCUCUCCGGUCAAGAAAGAGUAUUGGAGGAAACGUGUCUGUGGCCUCACGCCGAUCCCUCCUCCAGCUCAUCAUCAAAGACUUAGGGAACCACAAUGAGGACAUGGUUGAUGAGGAUGAAGGUGAUGAAGAUGGUGACAUUUCAGAGAUGCAUUCUGAUGAAGCUGAAAAGGUGGACAUCAGUAGCUCAACUCACAGUGAGCUUCAGUUGGAUGAGACCAACAAAGAAAUAUUAAACACAGAGAGCAUGGAUGAGGUAGAAGAAGAGGAGUGUGAGGAGGCAGAAGAAGAGGAGGGCGAGGAAGAGGUAGAAGAAGAGGGGGGUAAGGAGGAGAUAGAAGAGGUGGGCGAGGAGGAGGUCAAAGAAGAGAAAGGCAAGGACGAGGUCGAAGAAGAAGAGUGCGAGGAGGAGGUAGAAGAAGAGGAGGGUAAGGAGGUGAUAGAAGAGGGGGGCAAGGAGGAGGUCGAAGAAGAGGAGGGCAAGGAAGAGGUCGAAGAAGAGGAGGGUGAGGAGGAGGGCAAGGAGGCGGUAGAAGAAGAGGGUAAGGAGGAGAUAGAAGAGGGGGGCGAGGAGGAGGUCAAAGAAGGGAAGGGCAAGGAUGAGGUCGAAGAAGAGUACGAGGAGGAGGUAGAAGAAGAGGAGGGCAAGGAGGAGGUAGAAGAAGAGGAGGGUGAGGAGGAGGUAGAAGAAGACGAGGGUAAGGACGAGAUAGAAGAGGAGGGCAAGGAGGAGGUAGAAGAAAAGGAAGGUGAGGAGGAGGUAGAAGAAGAAGAGGAGUGCGAGGAGGAGGUAGAAGAAGAGGAGGGCGAGGAGGAACAGAAAGAGGAGGAAAUUACCUUUAAUUUCAGUAGCUCAGUUCGCAGUGAGCUUCAGUUGGAAGGCACGCAUGGAGAAACAUUAAAUACAGGGCGAGGAGGAGGUAGAAGAAAAGGAGGGCGAGUUGGGUGUAGAAGAAGAGGAGGGCGAGUAGGAGCUAGAAGUAGAGGAGGGCGAGUAGGAGUUAGAAUAAGAGGAGGGCGAGUAGGAGUUAGAAGAAGAGGAUGGCAAGGAGGAGGUAGAAGAGGAGGAACAGAAAGAGGAGAAGAUUACGUUUACUUUUGA